Myxocyprinus asiaticus (Chinese sucker) is the source of this 9229-nucleotide messenger RNA. RefSeq names its product MHC class II regulatory factor RFX1-like. Lineage: Eukaryota; Metazoa; Chordata; Actinopteri; Cypriniformes; Catostomidae. Gene Ontology annotation, molecular function: DNA-binding transcription factor activity, RNA polymerase II-specific; RNA polymerase II cis-regulatory region sequence-specific DNA binding. The transcript is spliced from 18 exons. Gene Ontology annotation, cellular component: nucleus. Gene Ontology annotation, biological process: regulation of transcription by RNA polymerase II. The record is from RefSeq and is a predicted model, not a curated record. The coding region runs from base 995 to 3526 and encodes 843 amino acids.
CUAUCUGUCUAUCAUUCAUCUAUCUAUCUAUCACUCUUUUCUAUCAUCUAUCUGUCUUUGACUCUUUCUUUUCUAUCUCUGUCUGUGUCUAUCUAUCUAUCUGUCACUCUUUUUUAUCAAUCUAUCUAUCUGUCUCUCACUCUUUUCUAUCAUCUAUCUGUCUGUCUGUCCGUCCGUCCAUCUCUAUCUAUAUAUCUGUCUGUCUGUGUGUCUAUCUAUCUAUCUGUCUGUCACUCUUUUCUAUCAUCUAUCUAUUUAUCUGUCCGUCCGUCCAUCUCUAUCUAUCUGUCUCUGUCUGUCUGUCUAUCUAUCUAUCACUCUUUUCUAUCAUCUAUCUAUUUAUCUGUCCGUCUGUCCGUCCGUCCAUCUCUAUCUGUCUGUCUGUCUGUCUAUCUAUCUAUCUAUCUGUCUAUCUGUCUGUUUAUCCAUCCAUCCUUCCAUCUAUAGACGUUAUUUACAUAUGUAUGUGAUGUACAUUGCUGCUCCAUUUGUCUUUAUCUUCUUUUGCCACUGAAAAGUUUCUUAGAUUUCUUUUUUCUAUUUUAUCCCCUAAUCUCUUCAAAACUCUCUUUGUCAGCGUGACUGUGCUGAAGUGAAAUGUGUUUUAUUUGUGACGUUUGACUGACAGAAACAUUGUCCAAUCAUUGAGCAGAAAGGGGGCGUGUACCAUUGCGUAAUGCUGUACUUCGACUGACAGCAACCGUGAACGAAUUACUGUUGUAGACACACACCUCAUCCAAUAAUAAACAGACAAGACCGUUUCCCCUGGCGACAUGUAGCCAAUCACCGCUAAGCAGGAAGGCGGUGCUAAAACGGGUCGGUAGCAACAGUUGCCCCGGUGAGAACGAGGCGCCAUAGUCACGGUAGUCGUGGCGACAAGAACCCAGCAACGAGAAUCAACAACAACAAUUUGAAAGCCUUAAGAAACUAAAACUGCGCGCCAAACAAACAGCAUUCAACAAGAAGCGAAAGAGGGAGUUUGGCUGUUGUCGUCAUGGCAACUUCAGGCUACGCUGCUGAGGAGCUUCAGCCCUCCCAAACACAAGGGGGUAGCAUUACAACAACAUCAUCAACACAGCAAAAAGCCCCUUCCACCACAACACCCCAGUUUCUUCCCGACUUACAAAGCUCGCCAGGGUCCGCACCUUCACAGUCAGGCCCCAUCGCAAGACCACAUGCCACGCCCUCUGUAAGUCAGAAGAAGUCUGUUUUGGCCACGCCUCCUCAGGGAGCCGCAACAGCAGCACAGUAUAUCGCCGGAGAGAUACAAAGCUCCGCCUCCCAGCCAGGAAACAGCCAGAGCACCUCACAGUUUAUAGUGGUGACAGUUUCUGAGGGCUCUCUUCACUCAAAUGACUCAGUGUCAGACUCUAAUUCUCCUCCCACUGGACAGACAGGUGUGCCCACACAGGUAGUGCAACAGGUGCAGACAGCACAGCAGAGGUCAGUGGUGCAGGCCACAAACAAGAGUCAGAGUGGACAACUGGGGGUCAGCAAUCUACACAUCACACCUGAGCUCCCUGUGCAACAUGUGUACUCCAGUCAGUUCGUGGAGAGUGAUGCCAACUACAACAAUACUACAAUUCGUUCCAGUAGUUACCCGUACACAGACUCCUCCCUCUACCCUCAGACCACACCCUCUGUCACUUACUAUGAGACCUCACCCACUUCCGUAUCACAGGUCACGUCCCCCGCCACCACUCAGACUGUGUCUGUGAUGUCAGGGGCGGGCAAAGGAGUGGCCUCUAUGUUCUCUGAGGGCACUUCAGGGAUAACGGUGGCAGCAGGCGGGUCCUUGUCGGGUGUGGGUGGGGCAGGAGGUGGAGUCAGUGCUGGAGGGGUGGGGAGUUAUGUUAUUCAGGGUGGGUUUAUGCUUGCAGGAGUCAGUGGAGGGAACCAGAAUUUCGCACCCAACACACGGGCCUCACCUGCGACUGUGCAGUGGUUGAUGGAUAACUAUGAGACAGCUGAAGGUGUUAGUCUUCCUCGCUGUACUCUCUACUGUCAUUACCUGCUGCACUGCCAGCAGACCAAGCUUGAGCCCGUGAAUGCCGCCUCCUUCGGCAAACUCAUCCGCUCCGUGUUCAUGGGGCUCAGGACCAGACGUCUCGGCACCAGAGGGAACUCUAAGUACCAUUACUAUGGCCUUCGAAUCAAGAAUAGCUCACCUCUACACAGACUGGUGGAAGAUCAGCAACACCUGGCCAUGAGACAACAACCCUACUCACAGAAACACAGGAUAAAGCCGGUGCAGAAGGUGGAAGGAUUGACCAAUGGGAUGGCCCUCGGGGCCGGGCUGUCAGACAUCAGUGCCCAGGUUCACCAGUAUCAGCAGUUUUUGGAUGCGUCUCGCAGUCUGCCGGAGUUCUCUGAGCUGAAGAUUGAGGGUAACUCUCUACCAGACGGACUCCUCCCACAACAUAUACACACCUAUCAGCUGCUCUAUAGAGAACACUGUGAGGCAAUUCUAGAUGUGAUGGUAAACCUGCAGUUUCCUCUUGUGGAGACACUGUGGAAGAGUUUCUGGAGGUUCAGUGAAGGACAAACCAGCGACACGGAUACACUCGACCUUCAUGAUGAAUCAGAGAAGCGUUUGCCAAAGUCAUUUCUGGUUCUGCUGUGUAAGUAUGAGCCGGUUCUGAGCUGGACCCGUGAAUGUGACAACGCACUGUAUCAAAACCUACUGGAGAUGCUCAUUCCUGAUGUCCUGAGACCUAUACCCAGUGCCUUAACUCAAGCCAUCCGUAACUUUGCUAAGAGUCUGGAGAACUGGCUCACCAAUGCCAUGAUCAACAUCCCAGAAGAGAUGGUGCGCAUCAAGGUUGUAUGUGCAGGAGCGUUUGCUCAGACUCUACGGCGUUACACAUCUCUCAAUCAUCUGGCUCAGGCGGCUCGUGCUGUCCUGCAGAACACAGCUCAGAUCACACAGAUGCUCAGCGACCUCAAUCGCGUCGACUUCACUAAUGUACAGGAGCAAGCAUCAUGGGUGUGUGGUUGUGAGGAUGGUUUGGUGCAACGGUUGGAGCAGGACUUUAAACUCACUUUACAGCAGCAGAACUCUCUGGAGCAAUGGGCCGCAUGGCUGGAAGGUGUUGUGUCACAGGUCCUGAAGCCCUACACCGGCAGCCCGGCCUUCCCCAAAGCUGCCAAACUCUUCCUGCUCAAAUGGAGCUUCUACAGUUCUAUGGUGAUCAGAGACCUGACUCUGCGCAGUGCGGCCAGUUUCGGCUCGUUUCAUCUGAUCAGAUUGCUGUAUGAUGAAUACAUGUAUUACCUGAUUGAGCACAGAGUGGCACAGGCCAAAGGAGAGAUGCCCAUCGCUGUCAUGGGAGAGUUUGCCAGUCUGAACCGAGGUCAGAGGUCAAUGGACCCUGAUAAAGAUGAGGAAGAGGAGGAAGAUGAUGAGACUGACGAAGAUCAGGAAAUGUCCAUUCCUGUCGACUCCGUUGUGUUGGGGGAGGAGUCUCUGGAGCCGCCAGCAAAACUCGCCAGAACUGACCUGUUCAACAACAGUGCACAAAACUAACACACACACACACACAUUAUUCAUGUUUAAGUCUCAUCAUCUCUCCUUUCAGUCCUUCAUUUGAUCAAGCUCAUGUACAUUCACACCUUUAUCAUCAGUCUUUAGCUUGAAAAUUAAUAUUUGUUCUAAACGAUCAUCUUUGACACUUGGAAUUUCAGUGCAUUAACAGAAUAAUUUGAGUUUCUGAAGUCAGAUACACCAGAUCUAUGUUUGAAUAACAUGAGAUGCCUCGAAUGUACACAGUACACACACAUUUGCAUUGCCUUCCCAUUGUCAAUCAAAGCUGCCAUGUUCGCCAUGUGUUUUGACUCUGUAGUCUGAUAAUCAUGCUGCCAUGAAAACUAUCUUUUGCCAAAGCCUAUCAUACCUUACGUAGGUCUGUUGCUCAUUAAUAUUCAUGAGUGUGGUCAUUCCCCUUAAAUGUUGAUGUAAAGACUGUAGGAAAAGAUUUAGCCUUUCACAGCAGUAAUGCCACACGCCCUUAUCUUUUUUGUAACAUUAAUAAUGAUAUGAUUAUAUACGAUUGUUGUGCUUUAAACAGCUGACUCUGAAUUCGACUCUGUAGAUCGAAUGUGCCUUUCAAAGAAUUACUAUAUCAAGAGAUCCGUAAACGUAUCAAUAAAUCAUGUAGAAGCGUUAUUUGUUUCUUUUUCUGAAAUCACAUUGUCUUUUAAAGGAAAAGUUCACCCAAAAAUGAAAAUUCUGUCAUCAUUUACUCACCGUCAUGUCGUAUUCUGAAGAAUCAUUAUGCUGCUGUGUUCCACAAUGACAGAAAACGACAAAAAAAGCACAAAUAAAGUCCAUGCGCUAUAUUCUAAGUCUUCCGAAGACAUACGAUGGCUUUGUACGAGUCGUGUACAUACAAACAUGCCGCAUUAAGAUGUGUUGCACCAAGUUUGACGUCGAUGAUGUUGAAUACCAUUGGUUCUCGCAUGUCACGUGACCAUUUGCAACUCUGCAAAUUUGAAUAUGUAGAAGAGUGAAUGAGAUCUGAGUAAAUGACAGAAUUUGGGGGUUAAUGAUACCUUUCAUUCAUUUCACUGAACUCAUCUCAGUCGCAGUGCUUUGUGUCAUAUCAGAGAAAUCAUUCAUUCUACAUCCUGUGAGUCUCUGUGGGCAAAUGAGGCAUUGAUAAGCCACACACUGAACAACACAACUCACAUUUACAUGCAUUAACACAGAGUACAGGGAGAUUUGCAGAUGGGAUGCUUCAGAACAGCUAAUACAUAUUCUUUAUCUAAUUAUGGCAGUGUUGAUAGCAAAUCAGCAACUAGUGUGUUUUGACGUAAGUGUUCUGUUGGUUAUAGAGUCAAAUUUACUGUAGCAGAUUAAAUGGCACAGAUGUGGCAAAACAAAAUGCAUUAAGUUAUGAUUAUGAAUGCAUAUAUUUAGCACAGGUUUAUAUUGCUUAAAAAUAAUCUGUCAGAAUGUCUUGAAUUGUAUUACAAGAGCUUAAUGCCAAUGCUCUGUCUUUCGUUGUGACUGUGAAUUUGAUAGGAAUACAGCAUAUGAUUAUGCUUCAAAGAUGUACAGUAUAGUUUUAUGAUCUUGUACUGUUCAAACCAUAAUGGCCUUAUUUAAAGUGUUGCUGUAGCAGAAACUGAUGUAAAAAUCAAUGUUAUUGUACCUGCUACUGAAAGUCAAAGUUCAGUGUCCCUUUAAAAAUAGAUAUUUAAGAGAAUCCUGAUGUUCAGCUCUCUUUUGUAACCAGGCCCAGACAGGAAAGGCUAGAGGAGGAUAUAUAGCUGCAGGUAAAGCUCCAAAAAGUGGCGUGAGCUCCAAACCGCCAUUAAAGAUAGAGGGUGCCCCUUACCUAACCCUUUCCCUAACCUUAACAGUGCCUGUGGCAGACAAGCCUCUCAUUCAUCAGGAAAGGAGGAAGCAGGAACCAGAUUAACAAUCAAAAAGACUUUAAUUCAACAUAAAACACUGAACUGAAAUAUAACAAAAUUGCGCACACAAAACACUGCUGCGUGCAUCUCUCUCUCUCUCUCUCGCGUCCCCAGCUCCUCCUUUUAUCUCUCUUCCACUGAUUGGGCAACUCAGCACUGGGCGUGAAUCCUCUUGGCCCGGCCAUGCCCUCCUCCUCAUCCCGCCCCCUUCUGGAGUAACUCCCGCCCCCUUUUGGAGAUUCAGCCCCCAUUUGGAGGUCUCCAGCCUGCAGUUAUACCUACUUGAAAGGCUAGUGUACAUUUUUUUAAUUUUCCUGCGUGCCAUUCCAUCUCACGCAUGGUCGGAGAAGGAUAUAGCUGCAGGCAGUGCUCCAAAAAGUGGUGGGAGCUCCAAACCACCAUUAAAGAUAUAGGAAGCCCCUUACCUAAUCCUUUCCCUAACCUUAACAGUGAGUGGAAGUGACACCCCCUUCUGGAGUAACCCCGCUCUCUUAUGGAGAUUCUGCCCCCCUUUUGGAGGUCUUCGGCCUGCAGCUGUACCUACUUGCUUGGUCGAGACUUUCGAAGUAUCCAACAUUUUCCUGAAUGCGGAAGUGUUCCACAAUUCGCCUGUUUUCAAUUUCCGGUCUACAGUGUUUUCACCCGCAUCAGCCUAUAUUCUUAGCAGGUAAUGUGAUAACACUUGUAAAAAUCAUCACAAGAAAAAACAUGUCGCUCUGUAGUGCCGAAACUUCAAAAAGUCGAGAUGCCCUUUUUUGUUUUUUUUUGACAGUGCCUCACAUGAGUGUGUAGAUGUCAUGAAGCAAUGGUCCGAGGUUAGUUACAUUGAUAUCAUUAACUACUUCGAGUUAUGACAGCAAAAAACACAGGCUGAGCAUGAAAUUUAUUUUUACUCAAAAUAACACUUAAAUGGUUGUUGUUCUCCCUCUGCAUUGCUCGUUUCGAUUAGUUUUACAUUGCACCUCGAGACCAGUAACAGAAAACUAUUUGAAUCAUCAUGGCACCACUCAGUGGUUGCUCAGGAAAACUGUGGAUACUCUUUUGACCGCGAGCCCAUACGGACUCGUUUGACGAAUACGCACUACUUUAUGACACUCUUUAGUACAGUCAAUGGCAGGUGCAUGUGCAGACAACAUGCAAAAACAAGGACAGUCCACUUCUAGAAAAUUUGGCUGCAUGCGGACAGUCCGCGUAUACUGUGAUGAUGCACGAGACUUAAAAAACCUACCUACUGGUAUGCGGAAAACCGAAGUAGAAACAUAGUCAUGUCUAGAAGAUAACCAUCCAGAUGCCGAAAGUCUCACGAGAGUCGCAUGUGACGUUCACGCACUGUUUAUUUUUCUUUGAAGUCCCACAGAAACCGUACCCCUUUUUUUUCUCCCCAAUUUGGAAUGCCCAAUUUCCAAUGCGCACUAAGUCCUCGUGGUGGCGUAGUGACUCACCUCAAUCCGGGUGGUGGGGGACGAAUCUCAUUUGCCUCCGCUUCUGAGACCAUCAAUCCACGCAUCUUAUCACGCGGCUUGUUGAGUUGACAUAGCGCGUGUGGAGGCCCACGCUAUUCUCGCGGCAUCCAUGCACAACUCACCAUGUGCCCCACCGAGAGCGAGAACCACAUUAUAGCGACCACGAGGAGGUUACCCCAUGUGACUUUACCCUCCCUAGCAAUCGGGCUAAUUUGGUUGCUUAGGAGACCUGGCUGGAGUCACUCAGCACACCCUGGAUUCGAACUCGUGACUCUAGGGGUGUUAGUCAGCAUCCCUAACUCUUACCCUAAAGGCCUGGGUAUAGUUUGUAUUUGUGUGUUCCAGAUCGGAUCGUGCCCAGUCAACCGCGUUGCCUAUCAAAGUAUACUCUCCUGACCGCGAGCGAAUAUGAAUGCACCAACAAUGGACAUGGAUGAGGACUGUCCGCGUGUUGAGAACAUCUGGGCCAUGUGUGGACUGUGCUGAUGAUGAAAUUUGCGUCAAGCGUACUGUGCACAGAGCAAAAAGCAACAUGGACAACCGUAGGAUACUUUGGCCCUAAAUCUAGCCCUAACCUUAGUAUUGCAAAUGUGAGUCUCGCGAGACUUUGGUAUUCCUAUGGUUACCUUCUAGACACAGCCCAGAAGCAUUCUGGGCUGAAAAAGUUUGGAAUGGCAUUUUAACCAUACUACUCUUGCUACUUCCGCCAUGUCUAUGGUAGAAAUGGUAAGAAUAGCAUAGUAGUAGGCAGGGACGUAGCUAGGGGGUGAAAGGUGGUAAUGAUUCUAGGGGCCCACAACAAAUUCUAAACUGUGUAUUUUUUAGUAGGAAAGAGGCCCAAAGCAAUAUACAGUCAGGCGCCCCAGAAUACCCAGCUACGGUCCUAUAGUAGGCCAUCCCAAACCUUUACGCAAGUACACAUUAGAACAUGCGAGAGCUUGGCCAACGCAUCGCCAAUUACUGUGGCUGUGACAUACAGUACCUCAGUACUCAAGGGGCAAUAGAGUUACCUUCAAAAGUCUGUACCAUUAAACUGGGUUUACUAUUAUUCAGGUAAUUUGCUAUAAAUAUAUUGACUUCAUUUGCUCAGCAAUAUUUGCUCUGCAGUUCACCUGAAAGAGUAAACUCACCAUAGAAGCAGAAAGUUCACACUAAUGUCCUCUCUAGCGCCCCUUGUGGCAAAGUCGAUACUGCAAUGCAUCAAGUUUUGCGUUGUCUUAUGAAUUGCGCGGUCUGACACAUUUUGUAACACAACUACACACAAAAUCGAGCGAGUAACAAGACGCGUCUGCAUUUACGCACUUGUGUAGAGAAAAGUCCCUGUAUUUUCUGCAUAUUUCAACAUAAUAAAAUGUGUUAAAUGCAAGAGACAGUACUGCAUUCUUAUUGGUAGCUGAAAGAAUAAUCAAAUUAGCAUAAAUAUUUAAUAAACAAAAAUGCAGGGGGCGGGGCAUGUGGAGAACUGUGGAGAGUCUGGUUAUUUGUAAUCCUUUACAAGACAUUUGUCUUUUUAGCCCAGCAUAUGGAAAUCAUUCUUAUAUACACAUUACAUUUGCUCGCUUUUAUGCAAUGAAAAAAGUCAUAGACAUUCAAGUAUGCAAGAAUUAUUUAAUUUGAUCAAAAAUAAAGUAAAUCAAUGUUGAGUAAAAAUAAUAUUCUCAUCCAGUCCAGCUGAGGCCACGACCAGUAUUUUUAAAAAGGGGGAGGAGCUACAGCUUCUGAUUGGCUGAUGACACAGUCUUCUAUACAGGUCCUAAACAAUGUAAACAACUGUGUCCUGCAACAAACAUAACACCCAAACCAACAUAGGUUUUCCUUUAAGAUAAGGUUCUUUCUCUGCAGUUGAGAAGCAUAUUUUCAGGCUUUCUGGCCACAUAAAGAAUUAAAACAUCCACUUUUGACUUUGAAAUGAUCAAUGACUUACUUUGGAGCAUUUUCAAACAGGAACACAAUAUGAACUGGAACUUCAUUUCAUUAACCUAACGUGUAGCUUCUUUAUGUGCUUGCAGUUUUAACAAGAGACGGAUAUUCAAGGGAACAAGAAGUUUUAGUAUAUAAGAUGCCAGUUUUGCAGCAUUUUACAUUUGGAUGGAGAUUGCUGACAUGUCUAAAUUCUGCAAAAUAAAAUGAAAUACAUUAAAGGUCAACAGAACAAGAUGAUCCCAGAGUAUCCAGCGCUGUUACAGGCAUUUAAGGUGGUCUGAGCACCAUGCAAACAUGUCUUUAUGUGGCUGUUGAUGAAAGUGAUAGUUUGUCGGAUCACAUUAAGUCCCUGAAAUAUUCUGAAGAAGUGAAUGUUCCCACAAUCACACUGAUGGAUGUAAAAAAAAAAAAAAAAACAUGACAAA